Messenger RNA from Equus caballus (horse), 2135 nucleotides. NCBI's taxonomy places the organism in Eukaryota, Metazoa, Chordata, Mammalia, Perissodactyla, Equidae. The record is from RefSeq and is a predicted model, not a curated record.
GUUUGAAAGGUGGGAGUGUGGAAGGGAGAUGAGGCAGGGCGAGGAGGAGCCUACAGCUGGGUACACAGCUGUAUGGAGCGGGGCGUCUGGGUCCCCGUUAAGCACGUAAUGAAUCUGAGACUGGGGGCUUCGGACAAGUUGUCUCACCCCACGGGUUUGAAGGAGCGCCUGCAUCCAAGCCCAGCCCAGUGGCUUCAGAGCCUGCAGCCGGCUCUUCUCAUGUAAAUUGGUUCCAGUUAGGGCCACUCAUCAGUCCUAGAAGUGAGAAAAAGGAAGAGCUGAUCACUUCGUGAAUCCUGCCGCGUGAGAACAGCAAGUGCCACUUCCUGUGUCGCAACCAGUGCCCCUGUUUUGGUUAAGGAAGAGACGGGGAGUUUCGGGGUCUAAAAGCAGAAGGGAAGGGGCUGUGACAGGACCAGCUGCAGAGGGGCUCCUGGUGAGGCCCCCGCUGGCCCGGGAGAGGAGGCCCCGCACGCCCGCCGACCUGCAGCUCAGCCGAAGCCCGCGGCGGACCCCAGGGGCAGGGCCACAGAAGCAGUCAGAGCUAAGGGGACGUCCUGAAGGGGGCGGGCCUCGCCCAAGAAAGGGAAGGACACCGGACCUUGGGAGGCAUCGGAUCUCAUUCCUGGCUGAGGCCAAGGGGAGUGUAUUCCUGUCCUGUUCGUGGAGGUGAGGGCUGGGGGCGACCAGGGGAAGCGGAGAGAGAGGGACAUAGAGGGAGCAGCCACAGGCCGGCUCGGGCUGGCAUCUCUGCCUCUGAUGCUCCUCUGGGUCUGGCUCUGCCGUCCGGGGAACUCUGGUUACCAAGAGGCGUCGACGGUGUCGAGUCCCCCGCGAGAAUGCUCACCAUCCUGCAAUGUGAGGUCCAGUUGGAGCCAGAUAGAGGUCCCUGCCUCUUCCAGUGGCAGGAGCAUGCUGUCCUACACUGUGCCCGGUGAGAACAUUACGGUCCUUCUACCGGGGGGCUCCCUCGUGCCCCACCCAGAGGAAUUGGAGCCUCCCGACCAGGAUGACAGGAAAAAAGGUCUGAAGAAUGAGGCCAAAGUGCUUGGGACCAUCCAGAUCCUCUCAGGGGCCAUGAUUAUGAGCCUGGGGGUCCUUCUGCUGUGGACUUCCUUCCCCCGUCACUUCAGCCCGGUUAUUGUAACCUUGGUGUCGUCUGGAUACCCGUUCGUUGGUGCCAAGUGUUUUAUCAUUUCUGGAUUGCUAUGUGUCAACUUGGAAAAAAGAUCAGCUAAGCGUUUGGGAGUCCCUACUCUACAGACGUCUUCCGAGCUCAGCCUCGACCACAAUGAGCAAGUCUUCCACAUCAGCUUAUGAGUUCAAAGCAAAUGGCGCCCUCCGUGUCGAUCUUGAAGAAUUCCGGCCUCUGAUGACCGUCCUUCCUCUUGCAGUCUUCGUCUCCCUCUGGGGGCUGGCGGGGAAUGGUCUGGUUCUUGGCCCCCUCGUGUUCUCUGUCAAGUGGGCCCACUUCACUGUCGUUAUUUUCCAUUUGUCAUUGGCUGACUUUAUCCACCUUUCCCGUCAGACGGUGUUUGUCAUGUGAGUAAUAUUAAUUCUCUUUCACAAUAUUUUGUUUCGUCUCAGGUACAUGGACAGAGUGCUAUUCACUUCAUACACAGUUGGCCUCUGUCUCCUGACUGCCAUCAGCAUUGGACGCUGCCUGUCUGUCCCAUUUCCCGUCUGGUACAGACACCGCUUGCCCAAGCACACGUCCACCAUGGUGUGCAUCCUGAUCUGGGUCUUAUCUAUUACGAUAAAUGUACUGAGGAUCCUACCCUGUAGAAAUUUUUAUGAGCCCAUGGCUUGUCGUGUGUACACUGCUAUCAUUGGUGUGAUUAUUUGUGUUCUUUUUGUAACAAAAAUGUGCAUUCUGACUACAUUGUUCAAAGUCAGGUCCGGCUCCCAGCGUAAUCCGCCCCUCAAGCUUUAUAUCAUCCUCCUGCUUAGGUUGUCUUCCCUUUGUCCUCCCGCCCUCUUUUUAUUAAAAUCUUCUUAGCUCCCUAUGCUAACAUAUCCUAUUUGUUUUCGCUUAUGAUCGUGCUCUCCUGUAUGAGCAGCUCUGCCAACCCCUUCAUUUAUUACUUUGUAGGGAGAUUUGGGAAGCAAAGGCAUCAGGAACAUCUGAGGGAGAU